CGCGCGUCCCGGCAGAGCGUGCCGGCCUUUCAAGAUGAAUUGUGAUCAAGUCACGCUGGUGGGGCAGGUGUUCGAGUCGUAUGUUUCAGAACACCAUAGGAAUGACAUUCUUUUGAUCUUGAAGGAAAGAGAUGAAGAUGCUCAUUACCCCAUUGUGAUUAAUGCCAUGACUCUUUUUGAAACAAACAUGGAAAUUGGAGAAUAUUUCACUGUAUUUCCCAAUGAAGUCCUGACUGUUUUUGACAGUGCACUCCGAAGGUCAGCUUUGACAAUUCUGCAGUCUCUUUCACAGCCUCAGGACUUUUCUAUGAAACAGAAUCUUCAUGCCAGGAUUUCAGGGUUGCCUGUCUGUCCUGAACUGGUAAGGGAACACAUCCCUAGAACCAAGGAUGUGGGACAUUUUCUGUCUGUCACUGGGACAGUGAUUCGAACAAGUGUGGUGAAGGUCCUGGAGUUUGAGCGGGAUUACAUGUGUACCAAGUGCAAGCAUUCAUUUGUGGUCAAGGCUGACUUUGAGCAGUAUUACACCUUCUGCCAGCCAUCUUUGUGUCCAAGCUUGGAGAGCUGUGGUUCCUCAAAAUUCACCUGCCUCACAGAUUUGUCUUCAUCACCAGCCAGGUGUCGAGAUUACCAGGAAAUUAAAAUUCAGGAACAGGUUCAAAGGCUAUCUGUUGGAAGUAUUCCACGAUCCAUGAAGGUUGUCCUGGAAGAUGACUUAGUAGACAGUUGCAAAUCUGGUGAUGACCUCACUAUAUAUGGGAUUGUGAUGCAGCGGUGGAAGCCCUUUCAGAAAGAUGUGCGCUGUGAAGUAGAGAUAGUUCUGAAAGCCAACUAUGUCCAAGUGAAUAAUGAGCAAUCCUCUGGGAUGGUUAUGGAUGAGGAAGUCCAAAAGGAAUUUGAAGACUUUUGGGAACACUAUAAGAGCAAUCCUUUUGCAGGAAGGAAUGAAAUACUGGCUAGCUUGUGUCCUCAAGUGUUUGGGAUGUAUUUAGUAAAACUUGCUGUGGCCAUGGUACUGGCUGGUGGAAUCCAAAGGACUGAUGCUACAGGAACAAGGGUCAGAGGUGAAUCUCAUCUUUUAUUGGUUGGGGAUCCUGGUACAGGGAAAUCUCAAUUCCUUAAAUAUGCAGCCAAGAUUACACCAAGAUCUGUGUUGACCACGGGAAUUGGAUCCACAAGUGCAGGUCUGACAGUGACUGCUGUAAAGGACUCAGGAGAAUGGAAUUUGGAGGCUGGGGCCUUAGUACUUGCAGAUGCAGGCCUUUGCUGUAUUGAUGAAUUUAAUAGCCUCAAAGAGCAUGAUAGAACCAGUAUUCAUGAAGCAAUGGAGCAACAGACUAUAAGUGUUGCUAAAGCUGGCCUUGUAUGCAAGCUGAACACAAGGACCACCAUCCUGGCAGCAGCUAACUCCAAAGGCCAGUAUGAUCCCCAGGAGUCAGUAUCUGUGAAUAUUGCCCUGGGCAGCCCACUCUUAAGUCGAUUUGACUUGAUCCUGGUUUUGCUUGACACCAAGAAUGAAGACUGGGAUCGCAUCAUUUCCUCUUUUAUCUUACAAAAUAGAGGUUACCCAAGCAAGUCAGAGAAGCUCUGGAGCAUGGAGAAGAUGAAAACCUACUUUUGCCUCAUUAGGAAUCUGCAGCCCACACUGUCUGAUGUGGGCAAUCAAGUACUCCUCCGAUACUACCAGAUGCAAAGGCAAAGUUAUUCCCGGAAUGCUGCCCGUACCACCAUCCGCCUGUUGGAAAGCUUGAUCCGGUUGGCAGAAGCUCAUGCUCGCCUGAUGUUUCGUAAUACUGUGACCUUAGAAGAUGCUAUCACAGUGGUAUCAGUAAUGGAAUCUUCAAUGCAGGGAGGUGCACUGCUCGGAGGUGUGAAUGCUCUUCAUACCUCCUUUCCUGAAAACCCUCAGGAACAGUACAGGAGGCAGUGUGAACUUAUUCUGGAAAAGCUGGAGCUCCCAAAUCUCUUGCAUGAAGAACUUGGAAGACUUGAGAGGUUGCAGGAUGACAAUGUGCAUCAGCCACAGGCAGCAGAGACAGGGACAGCUCCAGGUUUCUCGGGAAAUGAUCCAAGGGAAGAACCAGUGCUUAGGAUGUCUACUCAGCAAGAACUGAAUUAUAGCACACACAUAUCCUCCUCUGGCGGCAAUCCCAGGGAAAGCCUAGCUGUAGACUCCCAAUGCUAUCUGGGUCCCAAUGGCCCAACAAACAGCCAUUCCACUGAGUACAAGGACACCAAUAAUAGUUUGGACUGGUUUGACUUCAUGGCAACCCAUCAGAUUGAACCAGAGAGCAUGUCUCUUGUGUCUCCUGGUCUGAAAUCAACCAAAGAAAACAUGGCUUUGAAAAUGUCUAACAACAAAUCUCAGUGUAAAGAGAAGAGUAGGCUAGGCCAAAGGUACAAAUUAGAAGCCAAACAUCUUCCGUCACCCAGAGUCACAGAUUCUCAGUCAAGGCCAUACAAUGUCAAGGAUAAAAAGAAUAAAAGAGGAACAGUAGUGUCUGAAGUUGCAGGAUCCACUGAUGCUCCAGGCUCAGUACUGACUCAUGUCCUCUGUAGUCACCACCAGCUGCAAAAGCAGGGGGCCCAGAGCUUGUGCAGAAAUGCUACCUGCUCACCCUCACUACCCACAGUUCCUUCUCCUCCAAACAUUCCUUUACAUGACCAAGAAAAAACAGAAACACCAAAAAGAAAGAGACCCAAAUCCCUUGCUCUUAUGGGAGAGCCUGAACUUGAGAGUGCUUGGAGUCCAGGUAACCCAGUAGCCAAAUUAACCAAGUUUACUUUCAAACAGAAGUCAAAGUUGCCCCACCCCUCUGAACUUCACAGCCAUGCAUCUCCUGCUACAGCUAUAAUAGCAGCCCAUAGCUAUAACAUUCCCCAGAAAAGAAUGAGAAGAGAAGCCCCUACACCUGUUGAAGGUCCAGAAAAGUUGACAUCUACCUCAGGGGAUGGAAGAUCCGACCUGAUGCAAGGGAAGACAGUGAGGCUGUCACAGCAGCCUGGACCGGAAAAGAGGGCAGUUAAGCCUGAAUUGGAGCUUGGGAAUGAGGCUGGACCCAGUUCCCAUCUGACUUGUGAAAGAGACAGAAAGGAAGAGGUCUCCUGCAGUAAUAAAAGCAUCAUGGUUCAUGCUGGCACAUUAGCCAGACUGGCAAACUUCUCCUUCACUUCCCCACCAGCAUCCAAAUCAGAAUCCCUUUCUCCAUUGAGAAGGAAGAGCUGGGGGGAGAGCAACCCCAGCCUUCCUCCAACCACAGCUCCAGGACUUGGCAGGGAAAGGAAAUCUUUUCAGCUGCAACAGUCCACUGAGAGUUCACAUCUUUCCAAAAAUUCUCUCUUCACAUUAACAGAACUGGAUGAUGAAGCAUUAGAUUUUGACUGGGAUGAAGAAAUGAGAAAAAAGCCAUAAAUAUGGAAAGCUUUCUUGACAAAUUUUGUCUUCCUUAACACUAUGCCUUCAAAGCAUCAGUGCCUUGUGUGUAAUGAAUGUACUAUCGACUAUAUUGAGUGCUGUUCUGAACACCAACUCUCCCAUAGGUUUCAUCAACUCAGGUUUAUCUUCAUGCUUAAAAUUGUGCCAUUCGGAGCUGGAUAGAUGGCUUAGUGGUUAAGGCGCUUGUCUGCAAAGCCAAAGGACCCAGGUUCAACUCCCCAGGACCCAUGUAAGCCAGAUGCACAAGGGAGCACACGUAUCUG
Molecule: messenger RNA, 3699 nt
Organism: Jaculus jaculus (lesser Egyptian jerboa)
Lineage: Eukaryota; Metazoa; Chordata; Mammalia; Rodentia; Dipodidae
Gene: Mcm9
Product: minichromosome maintenance 9 homologous recombination repair factor
Exons: 13
Coding region: 35-3412 (1125 amino acids)
Biological process (GO): double-strand break repair via homologous recombination
Cellular component (GO): MCM complex; nucleus
Molecular function (GO): ATP binding; ATP hydrolysis activity; single-stranded DNA binding
Source: RefSeq, a predicted model, not a curated record